GGUUUCAGUAGAAUCCUCACUUACCUCACCUGCUUCUUCAGGUUUCAAAAUUAAAGAAGACAUCAUGAUCUUUGCAAUCCUAUUGUGCUCUGCUGCUGCAUCAGUGGCCUUAGGCCAGAGGGAUACUCUCUCCACCAACCACCUGCAGCUGCUUCCAGCCAUCGUUCCUCUGAGGCGAGGAGUUCUUGUUGAAGCUCCCCAACCUCCUCAGCCUUACAAUUUUGGAUAUGAAUCCGUGGAUCUGGUGGGUACCAAGCAACAUCGCAACGAAUUCUCUGAUGCUACUGGUGCAGUGAAGGGUAGCUAUGGAUUUACAGAUCCCCAUGGUAUGUACCGAAGAGUGGAAUAUACAGCUGAUGCCGAUGGAUAUAGAGCUACCGUCCACAGCAAUGAGCCAGGAAUGACAUCCAAGAAUGUGGCUGAUGCAGCUUAUUUCAUUGAGGCACCUCCUCCAGCUGUUGUUGCUCAAGGACUUGCUUACUUGAAACCUCAACUUAAAGCCUGAAACCCUGAUGACGAUGAUACAGACCUACCAUCCUCGCUGAUGAGCCAGGUAUGAUGCUGGAGAAUGUGAUUAAUGCAGCCUGUUCGUUGAGCCAUCUGAUGAGCCAGCUGAUGUUACUCAAGGAUUUACUUACUUGAAGUCUCAUUUCAAAGUUUAAAAAUUUGGUUUAAAUUAAUUUUAUGAUUUUUGAGGCUGUUUUCGAAUAAAUUUGUCUUCUCAGUA
Messenger RNA from Argiope bruennichi, 727 nucleotides. Its product is annotated as cuticle protein 10.9-like. The record is from RefSeq and is a predicted model, not a curated record. Gene Ontology annotation, molecular function: structural constituent of chitin-based larval cuticle. The coding region runs from base 65 to 505 and encodes 146 amino acids. The transcript has a single exon. Gene Ontology annotation, cellular component: chitin-based extracellular matrix. Lineage: Eukaryota; Metazoa; Arthropoda; Arachnida; Araneae; Araneidae.